This is a messenger RNA of Entrophospora sp. SA101, 774 nucleotides long. The record is from the annotation of a GenBank genome assembly. NCBI's taxonomy places the organism in Eukaryota, Fungi, Glomeromycota, Glomeromycetes, Entrophosporales, Entrophosporaceae.
AUGUUGUUUAAUUGGGACAUAGAACAUCUUUGUGUAGUUUUUUCAUGGUGGCAUAUAAACUCAAUACCAAUUCUUAUUUUAUCAUGUGGAAUUAUUAUUUUAAUUGGUGUAAUUUAUGAAUACACAAAAUAUUUAUCAAAAAAUUAUGACAAGAAAUUAUAUCUAGAAGAAUAUCGUUCAAUACCUGAAGAUGAUAAUUUAGUAUCAAAUGAAGAGGAAUCUAGAAGUAGGGGCUCUAGAAUAUCAACAAGAGCUUCUAAAUCUCAACAAGUCUUAAGAUCAUUAAUUUAUUCUAUUCAAGUAACUUUGUCACUUUUCAUAAUGUUAAUAUUUAUGACUUAUAAUGGAUUUCUUAUCAUAAGUGUUGUAUUGGGUGCUUUUAUUGGUAGUUAUAUCUUUACAUUUUUCAAACAUCAUAAUAUUGCAAAAGAAUUUGGAUUUAAACAAUAUGAAGUUUCAAACUUUUAUAAAAAUUCAAAAUAUAGUAGACAUAAUUUUGGAUAUUGGAAUGGUUUGGAUUAUCUUGGAAUUGGACCUGGAGCUCAUGGUAGAUUAUAUGAUAUGAAAAAUAAUAAAAGAUUAAGAACUUUUAGAAUUUUAUAUCCUGAAGAUUGGAUGAGACAGUGUGAAGAUUUAGGACAUGGAAUGAGAAAAUCAGUCGAGAUGGAUUUAAAAACUAUCAAAGAAGAAUUGAUUGUUUUUGGAUUAAGAACUAAACUUGGUAUACCCAAGAAAAGAUUUAAUCUACAUUCAGAUGGGGAACAAUUGGAAGAU